Messenger RNA from Daucus carota subsp. sativus, 931 nucleotides. Its product is annotated as tetraspanin-19-like. Gene Ontology annotation, cellular component: membrane. The record is from RefSeq and is a predicted model, not a curated record. Lineage: Eukaryota; Viridiplantae; Streptophyta; Magnoliopsida; Apiales; Apiaceae. Bases 111 to 689 code for a protein of 192 amino acids. The transcript has 5 exons.
CCACUCAUCCAUCCCCGUGACUAAAUAAACAUCAUGUUGUCCCACUUCACAUUUCUUCAUUCUCAGUGAAAGAAAGGCAAGUUCAGUGGCUGCAUUUCUCAGUUCAUUCAAUGGCCAAACUAACCAUGAGGCUUCAACUACUGAUGAAGCUCUUCAACACUGUCGUCGGAAUGGCCGGAUUCUUUAUGGUGGCGUAUGGUGUAUGGCUCAUCAAAGUCUGGCAGAGUGACAUUGAACCCUAUUCUUAUCAUCAUCAAACUUCAAUUCCAUGGUUUAUACAUGCUUUUAUUGGGUUGGGAAUCAGCUCUUGUGCCAUCUCAUGCCUUGGCCACUUUGCGGCUCACACUGCUGACUCAAAUUUACUCUCUUAUUAUGUGUCUCUUAUGUCUUUGCUUCUACUUCUAGAGAUUGCUACUAUGACAGACAUGUUCCUCAGUUUUGCAUGGCUUAAGGACAUAACGAACGAUCCAACAGGAGGAUUCGACAAAUUUAAAGAUUUUGUCGAGGCGAGUUUGGAUAUCUGCAGAUGGGAGGGAGUGUUCAUUGUUCUGGCACAGGUUGUAUCAAUCUUGUUGGCCAUUGUUAUGAGAAUCCAAGACACAGACCUGGGAAAUUACUAUGUCCUUGAACAUGAUUCAGCUCCUUAUACAUCUUACAUUUCUCCUGGACAUGGACUCUAUUUGGCUUAGUUUGUGUAGUUAUUGUUGCAAUGUGAUUUGGAGAUGAAUGGGCAGAAUAUGAAGACUGUGCAAGGGAAAGUUUCUAUGCAUUCUGUAAUUACAAUUGAUGAUGUUCUCAGAGAAAUAUGUUUAAAACUUGCCUGCCAAUGUCCUUGUAACAAUUCUAGUAAAUGUUUCAGUUAUAUCAAGCUGGUGCUACUGCAGAUGAUUAAUGUAAUAUUCAAGAGAUAUCUUUAAGCCUUCCCUGCAAA